Darwinula stevensoni is the source of this 700-nucleotide messenger RNA. The record is from the annotation of a GenBank genome assembly. NCBI's taxonomy places the organism in Eukaryota, Metazoa, Arthropoda, Ostracoda, Podocopida, Darwinulidae.
AUGCAAGUGCGAAGCCCGCGAAUGAAGAGAGAGAGAGAGAAUAGGAAUUAUGACAAUCCGCAGAAAAUACAGAAGGCAAGACAACACGAACCAGGCAAGAAGCUGCUUCAGUCACUCGUCGACCGCUUUAAACGUCGUCGUUACGUGUUCGUCCUCUCUCGCCGUCCAUCUCUUCGAUAUCUCCACGUCGCCAGCUGCAGAAUUAGGAGGGAAUUUGACAAGAUGUCCGUUUCUGAAACAAUCCUCCGAAGGCAGUGGCCGAUUUUCCUGGAAUAUCUCGAUGUCGACGCGAUUUCCCCGAUUCUCAUCUCCAAAUACGUCCUCCCGGUGGACUGGAUGGACAACGGGGAGAAGCCGCUGAGGGCGCGCGAGAAGAGGGAGGCGAUCCUCAGGAUCGUCCGCGCGAAGGGUCGGACCGGGUUCCAAGCCUUCAGGAAGGCCCUGGCGCAAGUCGGACAGUCGCAUCUCGUGUCGUCGCACGCCUUGGACGCGUUGCCAAGCCAAAAGGCGUGCCUUCCCCUUGCGGAUGAUGAUGCUGGCGUGGCAGCCUUCAUGAAAGGAUGCUCGACGACGCUGAAGAGUCCAGGGACCCGGCGAGGCCGCGGCACCUUUGGGCUCUCGCGGCUUUCUUCUUCUUCCUCGUUCUGACUGCUCUUUUUUGCUCGCUUUCCUUUACAUUAUUUAUGUUCUUUCUUGCCGU